Molecule: messenger RNA, 864 nt
Organism: Zasmidium cellare ATCC 36951
Lineage: Eukaryota; Fungi; Ascomycota; Dothideomycetes; Mycosphaerellales; Mycosphaerellaceae
Exons: 1
Coding region: 1-864 (287 amino acids)
Biological process (GO): chromatin remodeling
Cellular component (GO): Swr1 complex
Molecular function (GO): nucleosome binding
Source: RefSeq, a predicted model, not a curated record
AUGGCCCUCCGCUUCCGCACCCCCUACAUCGAAGACCUGCCCACGACCCAAACCAAACAAGCCCCAGGCUUCGCCUGGGUCGCCGUCUCCAGCAGCGACCCCUCCAGGAACUGGGGCACGACCAACCGCAAACGCCAGCGCGCCUCCGGCGUCGGCGGGCAAAGCGACAGCCAGCGCGAAGCGCUCUCCGCGCGCCAACAGCGGGAAGUCGAGCGGAAGAUCAAGGAGCUGAACAGCGAGGGCGUCGGGGCGAAGGAGGUUGUCAUUCCGAAGAGUAGCGGUAGCAGCGCUGCCGGGGGUGUCAAAGUGGGCAAGACGAGCAAUACGAAGAAGAUUCUGGGGAGUGGCAAGGUGUUCGCGCAUUAUCUUGAUGAUGAGGAGGCGGAGAUUGCGAGGACGGGGGGGAGGGGGGAGGAGGUUGUGGGGACUGUGGUGGUGCAGGGUGCGCAGCGGGCGAGUAAGACGCCUAUUGCGAGGCGGAAGAGUUCGCAGUUGGUUAGGGAGGAGAGCAGUGCAGGGAGUCCGGCGCCGAGUCUAGCGAAGGAGACGUCGACAUCUACACCCGUCCCGGACGCUAUGGAUAUCGAUGCCGACAACGACAACAACGACGGAGACGCAGACGAUGAAAAUCUCCCACCCCUCCCCACGCAAGCCGAAAUGGACUCUUUGCUCAACGCACCGCCCUUGACGUACAACCAGGCUCGCUCGGCGCCUCCUCCACUUGGUGCCCCGCCGCCGCGACGGUUCUGCGAGAUUUGCGGGUAUUGGGGACGCGUGAGGUGUAUGAAGUGUGGGAAUAUGACUUGUAGUGUGGUGUGUAAGGAUGCGCAUGAUGAGAAUAAGUGUUUGAAGUUUUAUGCUUGA